Molecule: messenger RNA, 960 nt
Organism: Anopheles nili
Lineage: Eukaryota; Metazoa; Arthropoda; Insecta; Diptera; Culicidae
Product: protein crossbronx homolog
Exons: 4
Coding region: 1-687 (228 amino acids)
Source: RefSeq, a predicted model, not a curated record
AUGACAAUGGACGUCCACGACAAACUAUUAGAAACAGUUCUUCAAGAGUACAAAAUUUUAACGGAAUAUGAACGGUUACAAAGUGAAGAUCUCAGUGGUGUUUACGUAACUCCUUCGUAUGAAAAUCCUUUCUUAUGGUUCGGAGUCAUAUUCGUACGUGUUGGAAUAUACAAAGAUGGAAUAUUUCGAUUUACUAUUACUCUUCCCAGCAAAUUUCCAAACGAUAACACAGUGCCGCUUUUAACAUUUCAAAGCGAAAUGUUCCAUCCACUAAUUCACCCUGAAGAUGGAGUAGUCGAACUGUCCGAUGCAUUUCCUAAGUGGCAUGCUGGAGAUAAUCAUGUCUGGCAAUUGCUCAAGUUUGUGCAGUUUAUCUUCCAUAACGUAGAAAAUUGUAUAAUCCAGCCCGAAAAUGUUCCCAACAAUGAUGCCUAUGAAUUAAUGAUGGAAAAUCGUGCCGAUUUUUUGCAGCGUGUAGAACAAUGUAUUGAGGACAGUCAACAGAAAUUGUACGAUCAGCCUUCGGAACUCGAUCGUAACUACAUAUGUUUCGAUCGUUUUAAUCCGGAAGUACAUGGGCCAGUGUUAGAAUCGAUGAAGCAAAGCAAAUGUGCUGAAGUAUCGACACCUCCUUCGUCUGGAUUGUCUUGGGUUCGGAAAGGUAUAUAUCAGCCUAUGAGUAAAUAAUUUUUAUUAACGUAAAACGUGACGUUGACGUGAAAGGUGUGUGUCGUUUUAAAUAUAGAGAAUCAGUUGCAUUAUGUUAGAGAAACACAGAGUACUUUAGUUGAAUAAUUUUAAUGUUUUAUUCUAACUUCAAACAGACGUUGCGAGUCAUAGGGCAAUUUAGUAUAUUAACUAAUACUUGUGAAUGCUGUAACGGAUGUGCUAAUUAAAUGCGUAAGGCACUACAAAGCUUUUAACAUAAAUAAAACAUUCAAUGAUUAUUAUUUUGCAUAA